AUGGUGCUGCCGCCACACCUCUUGUCCUUCACUUCGAGGCGUCUGAAGAAGAUGUCCUCUGCGGAAGUGCCUCUCCGUGAGAUGGGAUUGCACGACCUUGAAUCAGGACGUGACCAGGAGCGACUUAGUCUCCGAUGGGAAAACCUGAGGUACAGCAUCAAGGGAAAGAUGAUUCUGGAUGGCAUCUCUGGAGAGGUGAGCUCGGGUGAGCUACUCGCAGUCAUGGGCCCCUCAGGCGCAGGCAAGACUACGCUUCUCGACGUGAUAUCAAAGCGGACGGCACAAGCUAGUGGCAUGGUUACGGUAAACGGGGACGCCACUGCUGACAUGUCACACUUAGCUUCUUACGUCGAGCAAAGCGACGCUCUACUCGGUGUCUUAACGGUCGAGGAGACCCUGUACUUUGCCGCGCGCCUUUGUCUUGAGGUCUCCACGUCUGCAGAAUUGAUCAAAUCGCGUGUCAGGCAAACAAUACAGGAUCUCGGACUGUCAGAAGUGUCUCGCAACCGUAUCGGAAAUGCCGUUCAGCGCGGAAUAUCAGGCGGACAGAAGAGGCGUGUAACACUAGGUGCAUCGCUUGUGACACUGCCGCGCAUACUGUUCCUCGACGAGCCGACGAGUGGUCUCGACUCUCGGACGAGUUAUGAAGUCAUGUCUGCGGUGAAGCACUUCGCUCGUCAGCACGGAGUGAUCGUCAUCGCCAGCAUACAUCAACCGAAUUGGGAUACGUUCUCCCUAUUUGACAAGCUUCUGUUGCUUGCACAGGGUCAGACAAUGUACUACGGUCCCAUCGAUCAACUCGAUGCCUACCUUUCGGUUGGGCUUCAUCAUCCUGUCCCUCAUCACGCGAACCCCUCAGACAUUGCUCUCGACAUGAUCAACACCGAUUUCAUGCACGAUUCUGACGAGGCUGCGCGUCACGUUGACCACCUGACAGACUCGUGGAGACAGUACUCUUCUAAACGUCCAUCUACGCAUAGCCUCCCCGCCUUACACGAAGAGAAGACGCUCAUGUCUAAUUUUCACACGCGGAGACCUCGCGCAAUCUCUACCUUCGCUGCGAACAUGUGGCGAACAUGGUAUCUUAUGCAGAGGAACGCGAUCAACUACAGCAGGAAUAUCCUGGCGUACGGUGUGCGCGCUGGCAUGUACCUUGGAAUGGGCGUCAUGCUUGCUACAAUUUGGGUCAACCUGCCACAAACUGCCUCACGAAUAGACGAUCGCCUCUCCGUGCACUUCUACUCCGUGGCAUUCCUCGGUUUCAUGUCAGUCGCCGGCAUCCCGGCCUUCCUCGAGGAACGCCAAGUCUUUGUACGCGAGCGCAUGAACGGAUUGUACGGACCGGGGCCUUAUGUCCUCGCAAACUCGAUUGUCACCCUACCCUAUCUCUUCGUUUGCUCGCUUCUUUUCGCCAUACUCUGCUACUGGAGUAUAGGGCUCAACCCCGGCGCGGACCAGUUCUUCAAAUUCUUGGCGGUCCUCUUCCUUGCAGUCUAUACUGCGGAGUCCCAGUCUGCCGUGGUAGCAGCUGUCAUUCCGAUAUUUGUCGCGGCCCUUGCGAUUGCCAGUUUCUUGAAUGGGUUCUUCAUGUCCGUCGGCGGCUACUUCAUCCGCACCGUUAACUUGCCGCGAUUCUGGUACUACUGGGCGCAUUUCAUCGAUUAUCAGACGUAUGCGUUUGAUCUUCUCGUCUACAAUGAUCUCCGCGGGCUGACAUUCGCAUGUACCGGCCGCGUGGACGACGGGACUUGUUUCUGCGAGUAUCCGAGCUCAUUGCUCGCUCAGGGUCAGUGCGCACUAGCAGGAGAUGAUGUCCUUCAAUACCUCGAUGUAUCCGGCAUCGACUUUGCACUGUACACCUGUAUCCUGCUCAUCAUCGCUGUGGUCUACCGCAUCCUACUAUAUCUGGUACUUGUCCUGAAGAAGCGCUAG
Molecule: messenger RNA, 1932 nt
Organism: Peniophora sp. CBMAI 1063
Lineage: Eukaryota; Fungi; Basidiomycota; Agaricomycetes; Russulales; Peniophoraceae
Source: the annotation of a GenBank genome assembly